AUGUAUGGAGCAACAACAGGUUCUAAGAAAGGAAAAAAUUUAACAUCGUAUGAUUUAAAAAGUUUAGAUCUUCAAACUAAACCAAUUUCAUUACAUAAAUUAGAAAUGAUGACGAAUUUUACACGAAAAGAAUUACAAUUAUUAUAUCAAGGAUUUAAACAUAUUUGUCCUUCAGGUGUUGCCAGUAAAGAAUCUUUCAUAGGAGUAUAUAGAAGAUUUUUUCCUAAUCGUGCAUCUAGUGCUUAUGCUCAAUUAUGCUUUCGAGUUUUUGAUCAAUGUCAAACAGGACAAUUAACAUUUGAGCAAUUUGCCUAUAAAAUUAAAUGGAUAUUUAGUUUAUAUGAUAUUAAUGGAGAUGGUUAUAUAAGUAGAUCAGAAUUGAAAGAAGUUAUACAAGCUAUUUAUGAUUUACUUGGUGAUAAACUACUCACUGGUAACAUUGUACAAGCUAUUGAAGAUAGAGUUAAUACAAUGUUUAAUAAAUAUGAUCUUGAUCAUGAUGGUAAAAUAUCAAAAGAUGAAUUUUUUAGUGUUUCUACACAAGAUCCUGAUUUUAUAGCAAAUUUAAGUUUAUUCGAUACAGUCACUUAA
Molecule: messenger RNA, 591 nt
Organism: Schistosoma mattheei
Lineage: Eukaryota; Metazoa; Platyhelminthes; Trematoda; Strigeidida; Schistosomatidae
Source: the annotation of a GenBank genome assembly